AUGCCAAGAGGAUCCAAACCCCGGGCUCCAGAUCUAAUUAAAAUUUUCUCCCCAAACCCCAACCGGAAGCAUCCUGGAAAACCACAACAAAAGGACGAUCCGUUCUGGAGUAGGCCUAAAAGAAGCAGAAGCAGCAUCCUCGUUGGUCGUCGUCAAGGACCCAGUUGGCCAAAUCGGGCUCGUUUCACGCCCGAGCAAAACUGGACAUUGGGAUUCUAUGUGGUUUUCAAUUUCGGUUACCGCAUUCCCGUUCAUCCUUUUCCUCCGUUUGAAUCUAAAAGAAGGGAACCCAUCGCCUAUAUUUUGGGACUGAUUGAAAUGGAUAGAAAAGAGACCAUCAACCGCAACCGGAGCGUUUGGCCUCACCCGCAAUUCCGUUUCAACUUCCAUCAGGCACACAAGGGAAGUGCACAGAUCCGGAUUGUAACACGUAUCAUCAUGAGCACCACCGAGAAGAAACUCCUCAAAAAGGAACUGAAGCGGAAGAACCUACUAGAUGCCAUCAAUCGUGUUGAGGACUUCCUGAAGCGUUACGAUGAAAACCGAGAUAUUCACGAGGUUAAACUACGUCUGGACAAGUUGGACAAACUCAUGGAAACCUUCGAGGAAAUUCAAGGCGAAUACACAUGUCGUAUUUGUCGAAAGCGACACCAUUCACUAUUGCACCCCGGAUUCGAAUCACCUGGAACACCGAACACAAAUAGCAGCAUCCAAUCUCCUCCAACUUCUAGUGGCCAAACUGCAACAGUAUCCCUGAACUCGGUCGGAAUUUCCCAAGCAGCAGACGUUCUCUUAUCCACGGUGGUAGUUCACGUACUAGAUGGAAAUGGCGAUUUGCACUUUGCGCGCGCGCUUUUGGAUUCGGGCUCCCAAUGUAAUAUUAUGAGUGAACAACUGAGCAACAAACUUCGGUUACCCAAAACCCCCAUCGAUAGCCCCAUAUUCGGUGUCGUUUUACGCAAUCUAACAUCUCAUCUCCCAUCCACCACUACUCCGAAGACCUCGUGGAAGAUCCCAAACAAUGUUGAUCUCGCAGAUCCCAACUUCAAUGUAAGGCAGAAGGUCGAUUUGGUUAUCGGAGCCGAAUAUUUUUACUCGUUCCUGAAAGGUGGCCGGAUUGAACUCGGAAGUCCAUCCGCGGUGUUAGUAGAGACUGUAUUUGGUUGGUUAGUCUCAGGAAAAUCGACAUCGCAAGAAGAAAAUCCCAAUAUUACAUGCCACAUUUCAACCCUCGAAUCUAUUGAUCAGACCCUCCAACAAUUUUGGAAAAUUGAAAGUCUGGAUUCAGUAAUUUUGUCUCCAGCUCAACAAUACUGUGAAAAAUUCUACAGCGACACGGUUACCAGAAAUGAUUCGGGACGCUAUGUCGUUAAAUAUCCCAAAAAGGAAGGCAUUUCUAAAAUGUUAGGCAAUUCAUUUGGAAAUGCUACUCGUCGUUUUUUGAACCUUGAAAGAAAACUUGAUCGGAAUGUUGACCUCAAACUUAAAUACCACACAUUUCUGAAGGAAUUUCUGCAUUUGGGCCACAUGCGCAAAUUAGAGUCUGACGAUGUUGAUCCACCAACUACUUUCUAUCUUCCGCAUCACGCUGUAAUGAAAGAAUCAAGUACGACGACAAAACUUCGCUGCGUAUUUGAUGCUUCAGCUAAGACAAACACAGGGUUUUCUCUAAAUGAUACGCUCUUGGUUGGACCUGUGCUCCAAGACGAGCUCAUUUGCCUACUAAUUCGAUUUCGGAAACACAAGAUUGCCCUUCUCGCUGAUAUUGAGAAGAUGUAUCGGCAGAUUGAUAUCCACCCCGAAGACCGAGCUCUCCAAAGAAUCGUGUGGCGUUUUGAUAAACAAGAACCCAUAUCCAAAUUUGAGUUGACCACUGUUACAUAUGGUCUAGCCCCAUCUUCCUUCCUUGCCACCCGGACUCUCAAGCAACUCGCAGACGACGAAGGCCACUCAUUUCCACUUGCUGCUCGAGCCCUCGUUGAAGACAUGUAUAUGGACGAUUUCAUCAGUGGGGCAGCGACCGACACACAGGCCAAACAGCUGCGUAUAGAAAUGGAUGAAUCAAUCGGACCUAAUGGAGAGGUGAAAGUUUCGUUACUAGCAGCUAAAUCUAGGGUAGCUCCUCUUCAGAAAAGAAGUAUCCCCCGACUCGAGCUAUGUGCUGCAUACGAUGCUGCUAAACUACACAAGAAAGUUCACGAUGCCCUUAAACUAAAUAUUUCCUCGUCAAGAUUCUGGUCCGAUUCGAUGGUUGUCCUCCACUGGAUUAGAUCUCCCGCUAGCAAUUGGAAAACGUUUAUUGCUAACCGAGUAGCAGAAAUCCAACAACUCUCCCAUGGCUCGAAUUGGUAUCACGUUCCUGGUUCAAGUAAUCCUGCAGAUUUGGUGUCCCGAGGAGUUUCGGUCGAUCAACUUUUAACAAGCGAUCUUUGGACAAAGGGACCGUCCUGGUUGCAGCAGGGAGAAGAAAACUGGCCAUCACAAAGUUUCUCCAUGCCCGACUUGUCCGAUCAACUUCUAGAACGAAAACUGACUACUCUGGUUGCCCAAGCUUCACCACCACCUAGCCCAAUAAUUACCCGAUUUUCCUCUUAUCAUCGCAUGGUCCGAGUUAUUGCUUAUUGUUUCCGAUUUGCCCAACUCACCAGAGAGAAAACCCGAUCCGAAUCAUUAUCAUUAUUUGUGCAAGAGUUGGAGAGGGCCAAAUUUGCACUGAUAGCAAUUGUACAACAUGAGUGUUACGAUGAAGAGAUACGCCGUCUGAAAAAGGGAGAAUUUGUAUCCAAUAAAUCCAGCCUCAAGUUACUCAACCCAUUCCUCGACCCUUCUGGCAUUGUUCGAGUGGGUGGCCGGCUCAAGAACUCUCGAGAACCGUUCGAGAAAAAACACCCCAUACUUCUACCUGGUUUCCACCACUUCAGCCGGUUACUGAUAAUGAGUUAUCAUCGAAGAUUAGUCCACGGAGGGAUCUCACUCACAUUGGCCACAAUUCGAUCUGAGUAUUGGCCGAUAAAUGGAAGGAGAGCAGUAAGGAGUGUUCUAAGAUCUUGUUUUCGAUGCGCCCGCGUCGAUCCCCAACCAAUAAACCAACCCGUUGGUCAAUUACCAUCCCCUCGCAUUACCCCUGGUCGUCCGUUUCUCGCUGCUGGUAUUGACUACUGUGGACCAGUCUUUAUCAAAUCUCCAAACCGUCGAGCUGGUCCAACAAAAGGCUACGUAGCUUUAUUCGUAUGUUUCCGCACCAAGGCGGUGCAUAUAGAAUUAGUGGGAAACUUAACCACCGACGCAUUUUUGGCAGCCUUACGCAGAUUUAUGUCUCGUCGUGGUUAUCCUCAGCACAUUUACUCUGAUAAUGCGACGAAUUUCUGUGGAGCAAAAUCCGAAUUAAAUGCUUUAUUUAAAAUGUUCCACAACCGUGCUGACGUCGAAAACAUUCAAAGUAGUCUCGCUGCAGUUAGGAUUGUUUGGCAUUUGAUACCGCCCAGAGCUCCCAACUUUGGCGGACUUUGGGAGGCUGCGGUUAAGGUCGCCAAGAAACACCUUCUACGACAAGUGGGCAGCUCUUCGCUCUAUUACGAAGACCUGGUAACGACGCUGGCUCAGAUAGAGGCAUGUAUGAAUUCCCGACCACUGUGCCCUCUAUCUGAUGAUCCGAACGAUUUUGAGGCUUUGACACCAGGACAUUUCCUGAUAGGAGCUCCAAUGAUGACUCUGCCUGAUCCUGACUACAAGGAGGUUCCUAUAAAUCGACUUGGGAGGUACGAACUGAUCCAACAAAGGACUCAACACUUCUGGAAUCGUUGGACCAACGAAUAUCUGGUGGAAUUGCAUCGCUACACGACUACGGACCCGAAAAAGGUUACCCUGAAGGUUGGUCAAAUAGUUAUUCUUCGUGACCAAUUGCUGCCGCCUGUACGAUGGCCGUUGGCCCGCAUCGAAACACUUCAUCCUGGAGAAGACGGAAUCACGCGAGUUGUGACGAUUCGCACUGCAGCUGGAAACUUCAAGCGUUCGGUAGCCAUGAUAUGUCCGCUACCAUUCGAAGAAGAGUUUUCAUCGAGCGACGAUGCAACCGACUUCAAGGAUAAAAUUGAUGAAUGA
Messenger RNA from Uranotaenia lowii, 4101 nucleotides. RefSeq lists its product as uncharacterized. The coding region runs from base 1 to 4101 and encodes 1366 amino acids. The record is from RefSeq and is a predicted model, not a curated record. The transcript has 5 exons. Lineage: Eukaryota; Metazoa; Arthropoda; Insecta; Diptera; Culicidae. Gene Ontology annotation, biological process: DNA integration. Gene Ontology annotation, molecular function: nucleic acid binding.